Molecule: messenger RNA, 1074 nt
Organism: Phycodurus eques (leafy seadragon)
Lineage: Eukaryota; Metazoa; Chordata; Actinopteri; Syngnathiformes; Syngnathidae
Product: glutathione S-transferase Mu 3-like
Exons: 8
Coding region: 96-749 (217 amino acids)
Biological process (GO): glutathione metabolic process
Molecular function (GO): glutathione transferase activity
Source: RefSeq, a predicted model, not a curated record
CCUCCAGACGGCAUUUGAAAACCAACCUACCCCAAAUUUCCGGUUUUCCGUCUUCACUCCUCCUCGCAGCAGCAGCACGAAAGCAGCUAGCAAAGAUGAAACUAGCUUACUGGGAUAUUCGCGGGCUGGCCCAGCCCAUUCGACUGCUGCUGGAGUACACUAAGACGCCAUAUGAGGAGAAGCUCUUUUCAUGCGGUGAAGCACCCGACUAUGACAAGAGCUGCUGGUUUGAUGUGAAGCCCCAUCUUGGAAUGGACUUUCCCAACUUACCGUACUUGGAGGAUGGAGACAGGAAGAUAGUGCAGAGCAAUGCCAUCAUGAGAUACAUUGCUCGGAAGCACAAUUUAUGUGGAGAGAGCGAGGAUGAGAAGGUCUGUGUCGACAUCAUGGAGAACCAGGCGGUGGACUUUCGGAAUGGCUUUGUGAGGAUGUGUUACACCGACUUUGACGAGAUGAAGCCAGGGUACCUGGAAGCGCUGCCGGGUGUACUCAAGCAGUUCUCUAAUUUCUUGGGAGACCGAAAGUGGUUUGCUGGUGAAAAGAUUACUUUUGUGGACUUCACCAUGUACGAGCUUUUGGACCAACACAGGAUGUUUCAGCCCACCUGCCUGGAUGAGUUCAAGAACCUCAAAGCCCUUCUGGCUCGUUUCGAGGCACUUGAGAAGAUUGCCAUCUACAUGAAAUCCAAUAAAUUCAUUAAGACCCCUGUCAACAACAAGAUGGCGAAAUGGGGCAACAAGAAAGAGUAAAGAAGUCUCCAAAAUAAAGUGCAAAUAAUCUUCAGCAAAAUUCUACUUUGUCUUCCAAAACAUUAUGUUCUAGUAGCAACACUAAUUUGAGUUCAGCAUGCAUUAUAUUCAAAAGAUAAUACUGACGCUUUUGAAUGUUGAAAAGCUGGUUUUCAAGCCCUACACACUGUUAAAGUGUAACAUUCAGCACAUGUAAAGUUGAGCUCUUUCUCAGUUUGCAACUUUAUUCUUUAUUUCUAUCUUACAAUAAAUGACAUGGUGUCCAGCAAUGUCUUUUCAUAGAUUUAGUCAUUUGAAAUGUUUCUCAAUAAAAAAUUUUGAUUGA